Molecule: messenger RNA, 1167 nt
Organism: Echinops telfairi (small Madagascar hedgehog)
Lineage: Eukaryota; Metazoa; Chordata; Mammalia; Afrosoricida; Tenrecidae
Gene: ZC3HAV1L
Product: zinc finger CCCH-type containing, antiviral 1 like
Exons: 4
Coding region: 1-918 (305 amino acids)
Molecular function (GO): metal ion binding
Source: RefSeq, a predicted model, not a curated record
AUGGCGGAGCCCACGCUCUGCUCUUUCCUCACCAAGGUGCUGUGCGCGCACGGCGGCCGCAUGUUCCUGCGCGACCUGCGCGUGCACGUGGAGCUGUCGGAGGCGCGGCUGCGCGCGGUGCUGCGGGCAGCGGGGCCCGAGCGCUUCUUGCUUCAGGACGUGGCCGAGCCCGAGCCCGAGGGCCUCCCGCCGCGGGACACGGCGGAGCCCGGGCGCCACGAUGGCCAGCGCGGCGGCGGCGGGGGCGUGGCCUGCAGGGUGGUGGCCGUGUCGGCGGCGCGCCUCUGUGCCCGCUAUCAGCGCUCGGAGUGCCGGGCCUGCGACCAGCUGCACCUCUGCCGCCGCCUCAUGCAGGGCAAGUGCCCGCACCGCGACUGCUGGUCCACCUGCGCGCUCUCCCAUGACAUCCACACGCCUGGCAACAUCCAAGUCCUGAAAAACUAUGGGCUCUUCGGUCUCAACGAGGCUCAGCUUCAGACCCUGCUCAUGCAAAAUGACCCCAGUCUUUUCCCGGAGGUCUGCCUGCUCUAUAACAGAGGGGAAGCCCUCUACGGCUACUGCCAGCUCAAGGACAAGUGCCACAAGGUCCACGUGUGCAGAGCCUUCAUCCGGGGGCAGUGCAAGCAGAAGAGCUGCAAGCGAUCCCACCAGCUGGUCGAGGCCACAUCGCUGGAGGUGAUCGAGGACCAGGGCCUGAACCUUCCGAGUGUCGUCAACUUCCAGAUCAUCGCCUCGUACAAACACGCGGUGCUGCACAAUACGCUGGAGGGUGCAGCCAGUUCCAUUUCUGCUGCUGCGCCUGACCAGGGCCCUGGGAGACAAGGCACGCGUGGAGCUGGGGUUGCCCAGGUCAGCCUCCCGGUCUCCACCCCUGCGGCCAAGGAGCGAGGUCCAGUGAACCCGAAAGGGCGUCGCUGAGAUGAGACGGCGCUGGCCCAGUUUGGAAGGGGUCUGAAGACAAGGCUUGUUUUGAGCUGGGAUUGUCCCCAUUUCAUCUUUUCCCAACGUGGGUCCUGGUGGCAAGGGGGCGGAACGCUCGGGUGAUCACCACAAGGUUGGCAUAGGUAGCCGGCUGCUUACAGUAACGAUUUCCAAACCAAACUCACUGCCAUUAAGUCGAUUCUGACCCUCAGUGGCCCUACAGGUCAGGGUGGAACUGCCCCUGUG